Molecule: messenger RNA, 2776 nt
Organism: Dunckerocampus dactyliophorus (ringed pipefish)
Lineage: Eukaryota; Metazoa; Chordata; Actinopteri; Syngnathiformes; Syngnathidae
Gene: dlc
Product: deltaC
Exons: 10
Coding region: 146-2197 (683 amino acids)
Biological process (GO): heterophilic cell-cell adhesion; Notch signaling pathway; multicellular organism development
Cellular component (GO): protein-containing complex; plasma membrane
Molecular function (GO): calcium ion binding
Source: RefSeq, a predicted model, not a curated record
CCAUCCUGUCGCUCUUUGCCCCAAUAGACAAACAACAAAAACGUUCUCUCUCGUCGGAAUCGCGCACGCACGACACUUGACGCCCCCUUGCUGGCAUCGUUUGGACUUUCGGUUCUGUUGGACAUUGUUUCAGAGUGGACCCGCCAUGACGCGCUGCCUGCUGCCGUGUCUGCUGCUGCUGCUCACGACGCGCACGGCGAUGUCUUCGGGCGUGUUCGAGCUGAAGAUCGACUCCUUCACCAGUCACCGGGCUGUGUGCCGCCAUUCGUCCCGGGACUGUCACAUCUUUUUCCGCGUGUGCCUCAAGCAUUCCCAGGACGUCAUCAGCCCCGAGCCUCCGUGCACGUACGGGACCGCGCUCACCGAGAUCUUUGGCGUGGACCCUGAGUCCAUCAGCGGGAGCGCGCCCAUCAGGGUACCCUUCCUCUUCAAGUGGCCGGGAAUAUUCUCUCUGAUCAUCGAGGCUUGGAAUGCUGAGUCUUCCGGACUCGACUCAACAGAGAACCAAAACAACCUGAUCAGCCGCUUGGCGACGCGGCGCAAGCUGAGGGUGGGCGAGGAGUGGUCCCAGGACGUGCACUAUGGCGAGCAGAGCGAGCUCCGUUACUCGUACCAUGUGGUGUGCAACGAGCACUACCAUGGCGAUGCUUGCUCCGCCUACUGCCGACCUCGCAACGACACCUUUGGACACUACACCUGUGAUCAAGAUGGCCGCCGCCGCUGCCAGGACGGCUGGACGGGCGACUACUGCUCUGACCCCAUCUGUGCGGCGGGCUGCAGCGACGAGCAUGGCUCCUGCGACGCCCCCGGCGAGUGCGCGUGUCAUCAGGGCUGGCAGGGCGAGCGCUGUGACGAGUGUGCACGCCACCCGGGAUGCCUGCACGGCACCUGCCAGCAGCCAUGGCAGUGCAACUGCAAGGAAGGCUGGGGCGGCCUGUACUGCAACCAAGACCUCAACUACUGCACCAACCACAAGCCGUGUCAGAACGAGGCAGCAUGCACCAACACUGGCCAGGGCAGCUACACGUGUACGUGCAAACCCGGAUUCACCGGCAAGAACUGCGAGGUCCAAACCAACGAGUGCGACAGCAACCCCUGCAGGAACGGCGGCAGUUGCAGUGAUUUGGUCAACGGCUACUCAUGCGCGUGUCCUCAGGGCUUCCGGGGCAAAAACUGUGAGAUCAGCGCCAUGCAGUGCGUGGACGAGCCAUGUUUUAACGGCGGGACGUGUGUGGAGAGUGCUGGCGGAGGUUACAGAUGUCUCUGCCCAACCGGCUACACCGGCUCCAACUGCGAGAUGAAGAACAACAAAUGCAGCAGCAACCCCUGCGCUAACGGCGCGCAGUGUUUGGACGUGGGUCAGCGGGUCGUGUGUCGCUGUCGUCUGGGCUUCAGCGGUCCUCACUGCGAGACCAAUGUGGACGACUGUGCUAGCAACCCUUGCCGCAACGCCGGCACCUGCGUGGACAGCAUCAACGACUUCACGUGCACGUGCACGUUGGGCUUCAGCGGCAAGGACUGCUCCAUGCGCUCCAGCCCCUGCGACCACUUCCCCUGUGACAAUGGCGGCAAGUGUUACGCCCACUUCUCGGGCCCCGUGUGCCAGUGCCCGCCGGGCUUCAUGGGCGCACACUGCGAGUAUGCCGUCAAGACCACACCCCCCCCGGUCCCCCCUCCUAAGAAUGGCAGCUUUCCUGCGGCGCUGGCCGCCGCCUGCAUCUUUGGCGUGCUGACACUGACCCUGCUGGUGUGCAGCGCCAUUUUCAUCUUGCGCCAGCUCCGCCGGGGCAGGGAGCUCACUGCGCUUUCCACGUCGGUCAAGAACGACCUGGAGACGGUCAACAACCGCAACGGCGUCAUCGGUGGGGGCAGGGCCAGAAACGUCAGCUUGGCAGGAGCGCUGCUGAGCGGCCUCAAAGAGAAGGAGACCUUCCUCCUUCCUGGAGGACAAGUCAAAGUGUCCAACAAGGAUGUCGCGCUGGUGGGCGGAGACGACGGGGCAGUCUUUAAAAACAAAAUGGCCGACUUCAACCUAGCCAAGGACGAGCAACACAACAAAAACAUGUUUGACCGUAGAAACAAGUGUGACUCGUCCGUCAUCAUUCCUCCUCUCAGUUUUGUCAAAGACGUCUGCUAUCAGCCUGUCUUCAUCAUUCCUGAUCAGGUGGAGCAGUGUGUCUUUGCUACUGAGGUGUGACCUCCAGCCGAACAAGGUUAAAGACUCGCUGUCCAGGACAGAUGAACUUUAUUUAAUAUUUAUUGCUGCGCCACGGAGACAAAAGAGUGGGACAUUGUCCCCGCAAAGACACGAGCAGCACAGACUGAAUGUUCCUGCGUUAUUUGCACUAUUUAACUUUAUCAUGAUUGUUAUUUCAACAAUAUAACGUGUGUGUUUUUAUAUGUCAACUUUCAACUGUGGAUCCAACCAGCACAGAGACCGGUGCCUUAGUCAAGCUCCUCAAUCACCACCACCUCAAGUGCUUCCUGCGGCAUUUCAAAGUAAGAGCAAUCAAGCCGACAGGAAGAGGAAGCGAGGGGGACCGUGCCAUCAAGUGCCUCCUUUCAGCAGCAACAAUCCAACGUUAACAAUCAAGCGUUAGCAGCUAGCUAGCACAAAUGCCUACAACAUUCCUGAGACUUGUGUCGACGCGCUGGCGUGGAAAACGUUUUACUUUUGUGUACGCCGCCUGCCUUCAUCUGUUUGAUACCAAAAAUAUGUGUGCGUUUGUCUCCUAAUUUAUUAUUUAAUUUGUACAUAAACAUGUAUUUAUGAGAU